AUGGUUGCCACUGUAGACGAAUCGACCCCUCUCAGUCGGGAAAGGGAUCCAGGGUCCUACGACGCUAUUGUCAGAAAUUCACCACCAGAAAAUGAGGGGGAUAAUACCAGCGAUGAGGAGAGCAACCUCAUAUCACGCCCCAGCUCACGUGAUGCUCCCGUCCAGGCCAUGACCAGUGUUAGCACCAUUGUGGCCGUGUUGUUGCUCGUAGGAGAAUUUAUUUCCAAUGCAGAUGGCACACUGGUUUUGGCAGCAACUGGACCGAUCUCCUCCCAGUUCAAUCGGUUGCAGGAUGCCAGUUGGUUGUCUACUGCUUAUACCCUUGGUCUCUGUGCAGCGCAGCCUAUGUAUGGAAAAUUAAGUGACAUCUACGGCCGCAAGGUACUCUUGCUUGCCGCAUACUUUUUAUUCGCUUUCGGAUGUUUGGUCUGUGGCACCGGAAGCGAAAUGUGGAUGGUUAUCUUAGGCCGUGCUAUCAGUGGUAUUGGAGGUGCCGGCAUUAUGGGAGUGGGAUCCAUCAUUAUAACCGACAUAGUUCCUAGGCGCGAAGUCGCCAGCUGGAGAGCAUAUGUAAACAUCUCCAUGACUUUGGGUCGUAGUGUUGGUGGACCCGUUGGUGGUUGGCUAACGGACUCGAUAGGGUGGCGAUGGCUCUUUAUCCUUCAAGCUCCAUUGAUAGGAAUUGCUGCGAUCCUUGUUUGCGCGAAACUCAACAUCUCCUACCCUGGAACCAACGUUACCCCCAAAGAGAGUAAGACAUCGCCUCUACGUCGUGUCGACUUUUUGGGCACGUUUUUGCUGGCAGCCGCCAUAGUUUCGAUUGUCGUACUUCUUGAUAGAGGCGGACAGGCAUUCCCUUGGAUCUCAUGGAUUUCAUCCCUGCUAUUCGGACUCGGGGUACUCCUACUCGUUGCAUUUGUUCUGGUAGAGAUAUAUGUCGCUCGGGAACCCAUCUUCGAACUCCGCAUUCUGCGACGCCCCAAUGUGGCAGCAAGCUACCUUAUCGGUUCCUUACAGAUCAUGGCCCAAGUUGGCAUGAUGUUCUCCGUGCCCCUUUACUUUCAAGUCACCGAGCGGGCGUCAGCAACCGCAGCAGGCGCCCAGCUGGUCCCUGCCGUUGUCGGUAAUACAAUUGGCGGGUUACUUGCAGGUGGCUUCAUCCGACAAACAGGUCGCUAUAAUAUUCUGGUCGUACUGGCUGGACUCGUUGCUGCCAUCACAUACGCCCUUCUUUUCCUCCGCUGGAACGGCCACACCGGUAUAUGGGAGUCGCUCUACAUCAUCCCCGGUGGUAUGGGAACUGGCAUUGCAUCUGCAUCUGCGUUCGUCACCAUGACGGCCUUCUUGGAACCGCAGGAAAUACCCAUGGCGACGGGGGGUUAUAUGUUGCUUUUCAGCUUCGCCAUGACCGCCGGUACCACUACCGCCAACACUUUUUUGGGACUCGAAUUCAAGCGCCAGCUUGAGCGCAAUCUCCAUGGGCCCGAUGCUCAGAAGAUUAUUAGUCACGCUAUGUCGGAUACCCGCUACAUUGCCCAGCUUACUGGCCGUCUCCGAGAGAUAGUCGUGAACUGCUUCGUCGCUGGUCUGAAGCAUCCAUACCUGAUCUCACUCGUCUGUUCCCUCCUUUCGUCGUUGACUGGGUUGACCGUGCGACAUAAUAGUUUGUAA
Molecule: messenger RNA, 1671 nt
Organism: Aspergillus wentii DTO 134E9
Lineage: Eukaryota; Fungi; Ascomycota; Eurotiomycetes; Eurotiales; Aspergillaceae
Exons: 8
Coding region: 1-1671 (556 amino acids)
Biological process (GO): transmembrane transport; basic amino acid transport
Cellular component (GO): fungal-type vacuole membrane
Molecular function (GO): basic amino acid transmembrane transporter activity
Source: RefSeq, a predicted model, not a curated record